This is a messenger RNA of Pipistrellus nathusii (Nathusius's pipistrelle), 726 nucleotides long. NCBI's taxonomy places the organism in Eukaryota, Metazoa, Chordata, Mammalia, Chiroptera, Vespertilionidae. The record is from the annotation of a GenBank genome assembly.
AUGAAGCGCUGCUGGGCGCUCCUCCUGUCUCUCUGCUGCUACCUGCGGCUGGCCGGCGCCGAGGGGGACCCCAUUCCUGAGGAACUCUACGAGAUGCUGAGCGACCACUCCAUCCGCUCCUUCGAUGACCUCCAGCGGCUGCUGCACGGAGACUCCGUAGAUGAGGACGGAGCCGACCUGGACCGGAAUCUGACCCGGUCCCACUCUGGAGGCGAGCCGGAGAGCCUGGCCCGAGGGAGAAGGAGCCUUGACUCUUCCACGGCCGCCGAGCCAGCCGUGAUCGCCGAGUGCAAGGUCCGCACAGAGGUGUUCAAGAUCUCCCGCAGCCUCAUCGACCGCAGCAACGCCAACUACCUGGUGUGGCCGCCCUGCGUGGAGGUGCAGCGCUGCUCAGGCUGCUGCAACAACCACCGCGUGCAGUGCCGGCCCACCCAGGUGCAGCUGCGGCACGUCCAGGUGAGGAAGAUCGAGAUGGUGCAGAAGAGGCUGAUCUUCAACAAGGCCACGGUGACGCUGGAGGACCACCUGGCCUGCAGGUGCGAGACGGUGGUUCCUGCACGGCCCGCGGCCCGCACCGCGGGGAGCUCCCAGGAGCAGCGAGCCAAGGCGCCCCAAACUCGGGUGACAGUUCGAACAGUGCGAGUCCGCAGGCCCCCCAAGGGGAAGCACAGGAAGUUCAAGCACACGCACGACAAGAGGGUGCUGAAGGAGACCCUGGGCGCCUAG